AAACAAGAUAUAAAUGCGAUGUUUAGGGUUAUAUGCACAAAUAAUCAAAAUGAACACGAACUGUUUAGGGUUAUAUACAUAAUAAGCUUCACAUACAAACGGUGUGUUUAGGAUUAUAAGCAUAAGCAAAUAAACACUUUGGUCUUUCCUCCAAUCUCAAGCUGACACGCCGGGAUGUGGCAGAGAUUCCUUACUAAGGCACGGAGUUCUUUUGUUUUAAUAACUGAAAUAUAGCUCGGCGUUAAUCCAAGGUUAGGUACUCACAAAAUAGUUAAUAAUCUGAUGUGAAAUCGAUAUAUAUAUUUUUUUUAAAUUAAGUAUUUUAUUUGCCUUCCGCGAAGUAUGCAACCUUUAAUCGAGAUAACCAAACGUAGUGAUGACGUAGUGUUAUGUGCAUCUCUGAACCACGUUUAAGUCUGAUCACGUGUUCAUGAAUAUCAUGUUGAGCUAAAUUGCUGAUCGAUUUACAAUCGAAUAAUUUUCACGCACUGGUGAUCAAUCUCAACUGAGAGUACGAGAGUACAUUUUGACAUCGUUUUGAAUAUCAUUCACCAAUGUUACUGCGAGGGACCCAAACAAAAUAUAGCAUCCAAUUGGAAAUUUAAUUUGAGCAAGAAUUCCCAACGUUAUCAACAAGUUACAAGGCUGUAGAAACACACCAAACUUAAUGUCCAAUAUCGUCUAUGAUACCUGUAUCAAAUACAUCACCAUCAAAUAAACAUAUCUUGGGUUGUGUUUGUUAAUUUUAGCAACCAAAUACUUUCUUUUGUCCGGCAGUUUAGUCUAACGUGCAACAUACAUAUCGAAGCGAAUUGAUAUAUGCAGCUCAAUGCUGUAAGACAUAUUGAUAUGACUCAAUAGAUAACGGUAGGAACUGGGCUGGAAAUAGUUUAUAUCUGUAUAUCUGCGCAUGUCUACGCAUAUGAUAAAAACAUAACAACAUAUAGAUAUAACACAUAAAAAACACAUCUGGUCACGUGGCAGUCAUUUUGAUUGAAAUGUCGGAUGCUUUUACUGUUUUGUGUCGUCAGCGGUAUGCCGCCUUUCGAAUUGAAACUGCCAUGUAUAUUUUGAUCCACGUAAUGCAAGAGUGACGGAUACACCUUCAUUCAAAUUGAGAAUGACACACCCAAAAGACAGUGAUGUAGAGGCCAUACCCGUUGUUGUGUCCUCGGAUGAGAGAAGAAAGAAGGACACGGAGGACGAUAGGAUCGAUGAGGACGGAAGCCAGAGAAGAGCUAACCUUGGGGUCGAUCCUGGACACUGUCUGCCGCCGUCUGAAACUGGAGAGUCUGUGCCAGGCGACAUGCCACGCCUACAGCAGACAGCCCCUGUUGGAGCUGUGAAGGGAGAAAACAUCAUUCUCAAAGAGGAGGCAGGGUCUGAACCAUCCUCUGGAACUGACAAUGGGGAUGAUGAGAAUGUGAAGAGGCUAGAUGAAGCGUUGUCCAGAUUGGAUGUCAAAGACGAAGAUGACCCUGAAGGCAUGCCACACAGUUCUCUUGUGAGUGCAACACAGCUUCGGGUGCCUGAAACAGAGUCUUCAGAUACAUCUCUUGAUGCUCAGUCCAAUGAGUGUGGUGCUAAGGGAAGUGAACGCUUGUCUGAGAGCUCCCUGGAAUCCGAUGGAAAUGUGAGUGACGUUGAGAGUGACAUUGACUCUGAUGGAAUAUGUUCAAUCAGUGAUCCUUCUCCACCAAGAGACAGCCAGGAUCAACUUGUAGCGAGGGGACCAACAAGGGAACAUACUUUACAGUCCCGUCAUCAGGGCAAACCAUAUGACAGACAGUCUACUUCGCCUCAUAUUGUCACCAAGGAACAAGAUGAUGAAUUGAAGAUGUUACUCGAGACGUCCCCUGCCAGUUAUGACGGAUCCCAGCAUUCGUCACCUCCAGAAGCUUUUGAUCAGAAUUAUGUAGAUGAUUGGCUGGACACGCUCGAGCCUCAAGAUACGAGCAGCCUCAAAUUAUUUAAUGGAAACGAUUCCUGCGUGUCGGCUCAACAUUUGACAGGCUCCAUGGCCAGCCCUGGUCGAGCUGGUCUUGAUAGUAGUGGUAGGAUCAUCAACUCCCAUGUACCAACUCAGCAGUGUGCUAAUGUAUUUAAUUCCCCUACUUCUGAUCCAGCUCUGACAACAAUGACAACGACACCCUGUGCUUUGAUCUUUCCAUCAUCCAGUACAGCGAACAUCCCCAGACCUGAUGAUUCUAUGAACAUGUCUGGUAGUCAGGCCCCCAUGCAAUCUACAAUACCAACUGUGGUUGAGGAAAAAAUAAAUGAAUCAGAAACGGACCCCAAGAAAAAUAAGAAGAGAACCUCUAGAAAGAAAAGGGGCACCCCGACCCCACGUAAAGUAGCAACAAAGUCGGAAUGUCAAUCUUCUGUCCAACAAACGCCACCCCCUAUUACACCAAUGUUGAGCCAAGGUCUUGUUUCUGCAACACCAAUUGAAUCAUCCAAUCUCCUGAUGGAUGCAAUGCACUUAAUUGCUAAUGAGCUUAGCAAUAAUCCACCAAAUGGUACACCGGUCACACAGACUCACCAAGAAGUGAUGCAGCAAUGGCUACAUGCAUCGGACACCCAGACCGCAUGUGUGCCAAUGCAUUCUGACCCGGCCCAUCCUGUUCAGCAGCUUCCAGUUUUUUCCCAAAGUCCACAUUCUGUUCUACAAGCGCCCCCAUCAGUACAGAGUCGUCAACUUUGUCUUCCCCAAGCUCCACAACAACCUGCAACCACGAUAUAUCUUAAUCAGGAUACCAACAUUGAUGUGCAACAGGUUGCGCAAAUUGCAAUACAGAGUUCCCCUCACCACCUUUGUGCAACCCCUUGGGGCAAUAAUGAUGUGCAGCAUGUCGCUCCAGAUGUUCAGGUUUUGCAUCAACAGCCAGGAAUACCACCUCUCGCCUCUACCGCGACGAUGUCGUAUGGCACCAGUCAACAUCAGAUGUUCCCCAGCCGACCAACAAUGAUGGCUAAUGCUGGGUUAAGGCCCUUGGUGCCGUCUUCUGGCCAAUACAAGUUGACAACGGCUGGCAGCUUAGGCGCGACCAGUUAUCAGCUAUUUGCCUUCCCAUUUCAACCUGUGAGGCCAGUACGUUCCCCGACCGAACCAACUUCGAGAUUACAGAAGAUAGUCCCGAAACCAACUUGAAGGGAUAAAUGGAAAAUGAAUGGUUUGAAACUGAUGAUGAUCUUCAAUAUGUUGCUUCGGUGUGAUCUGGUGACGAAGGUUAUAGGUGAAUGUUGUGGAGUUCCAGGGAUGUUAACCAAGAUUACGGUAUAACCCUUGGUGUGAAAGCUGGUAGUCAUGUGAUGACACUCGGCCGGUGUUUAAAGUGGUCCAGCUCAAUCUUUGCAUCAUCGUUCCAAUGAAAAGAAAUAUCCUGAAGUAUCUGGUACAGAUGUGAGUCAUUCAGCAGAUAUUGUCUUGUUGGUAACGUUAUAUGACUUAAUAUGACAGUUUAUCUUAGGACAAUUUGCUAAGACCUAAUACCGCAGAUCUUGGCGGUGAUGUUAUGAAAAUCAGAGAAACCGAGUUUGGUGAAUUCCUUUCGCUGGUCGUGGACAUUGAAUUCGAAGGACCAUGGCUGUACAGUUGUUUUAUGUUGAAAAUUCAAUUUUCUGCGCGAAUAUUUGUUUUCUUUUUCUCUCUCUGGUAUGUAUUUAUAACAUUAAUGUAUAUAAUACAUGUAUAUUAAAUAUGUAUAUGACGUUUUGUCCGAAAUAAAGAAAAUAUCUUUGUAAAUGUCUUUAAUUUUUUAUUUU
Haliotis rufescens (red abalone) is the source of this 3765-nucleotide messenger RNA. RefSeq lists its product as uncharacterized. Bases 1121 to 3151 code for a protein of 676 amino acids. The record is from RefSeq and is a predicted model, not a curated record. Lineage: Eukaryota; Metazoa; Mollusca; Gastropoda; Lepetellida; Haliotidae. The transcript has 2 exons.